Messenger RNA from Caenorhabditis angaria, 645 nucleotides. The record is from the annotation of a GenBank genome assembly. Lineage: Eukaryota; Metazoa; Nematoda; Chromadorea; Rhabditida; Rhabditidae.
AUGAUUGUAGCUUAUUCAUCACCUCAUCAGAUCAAAUAUUUCAUUUUAACUAAUUAUCCAAAUUGUGAAAAAGUAUUAGAAAAUAAUGGAAUUUUCGUGACAACAAAAGAUUUGAAUGUAGUUGGAACUAUAUCUUGUGUGGUAUAUCUUGUGUCGGGUUUGAUGGUGAGAUGAAUAAAUAUUUCGUGAAUUACAAAAAAAUAUUUCCAGAUAAUUGUGUCGAGUUUAUGUAUUGUUCGAUACGAAGUACGACAAACUGCCAAAAACAUGUUCAAUCAAAAAACAAUAAAAGAACGGGGUCAUGUAUUAAAUAUUCUGGUAGUCCAGGUUGUAAAAAAAAGUGCCAAUGUUUGUCACAAAAAAAACUUUUACAGAGUGUCAUAAUAGCUACAAUAUUGUUCAUAAGUGCAUUACUUAUAGUGAAAACUAACUAUUACGAUCCAGAAGAAGAUUCAAGUUGUAAGUUUAAAGUAGGUUGCUACUAAUAAUGUUAUUGUUUCAGUAAUCACUGCGAUAGCAUUUACUGGUUUAUGUGGAGCCUCAAUUCCUAAUCAAAUAUUCAUCAUAUCUCGGAAUUCCGCAUACCGUAGUUUUUUGUUCAAAUCCAAUCGAGUCAGACAAAAUUCCGUAUCAAAUGCUGCUUGA